Nematocida parisii ERTm1 is the source of this 1062-nucleotide messenger RNA. RefSeq lists its product as uncharacterized. The transcript has a single exon. Lineage: Eukaryota; Fungi; Microsporidia. The coding region runs from base 1 to 1062 and encodes 353 amino acids. The record is from RefSeq and is a predicted model, not a curated record.
AUGAUUAUAAAACAGUACACUAGCAAGAGAUAUCUAGUAAGUUGGGGUGAUACAAGUUAUGAAACAAAGGAGACUUUUAUUCUAAAAACCUCAUAUGAGGCAAAUAAAAGAGAAAUAGUGAAUAGAAAAUGCGAUGAUCCAAACGGACUACUGCUAUGGGGAAGUCUAGAUGAUUUAGAGUACAAGUCACAGCUUAUAAAAAUGUUCUUAAUACACAAUAAUAGAGGAUUUCUUGGCAUUGAUAAUUCCAUGGUACAGUUCACUUCUAAUCUUAUAAGAGAUGUUCCUAUGGAUGACUUAAAAACAAGACAAUGUAUUCUAUCUGCCUGUGCAUACACUAAUAACUAUAAAAUAUACUAUCCACAACUUAUAGAAUAUGAUGUGUAUACUAUUCCUAAAACAGAAAUCUCUUCAAAUGGGCUAUCCUCAUCGAUGGAAACACUGUCUGAUAUAGGGGCAAUAGAUACCACUUCUUUAUUUAAUUCAUAUAUAUCUAUAUUACGGGUGUAUAAGAAAGACUUCGCAAUCCCUUAUUUAUUCUCAGAUUUGCCCGUUAUUAUUAGUAUACUAAAUAAAAUAAACAGUAUUGUUUAUAACAUAGUACAUCCAAAACCUAAGACUAAGAUAAAAUUAUAUGGUAAAGAACCAAUUAAUCAGAAAACAAUGUCUGUAAAAGAACUAUGCUCGUACAGACAAACUGUUUUAAAUAAUAUUCAUAAUGAAUUAAUAGAUGCAGUGCCCUCUCCUGUUAACGACAAUCUCACUGCUAUUUAUGUGUGCUGGCUUUUUAACCUAAUUAAUUCUCAUUACCCUUUCGGCAUGGUGGAUAUUAAACCCAUAUAUGUUCGUAUUAAUCCAUAUGCACUUUCAAAUGAAAUUAAAGGUAUUUUAGGAUAUAAACUGUCCAAUGAGAAUAUCACUAAGUUUAUAACGUUCUUACAGGAUAACAAGCUAGAAUUAGUUGACAACAGCAAUUAUGAGUCUGAAGAGAAAUAUCAAGCAAUAAUAUUCUUAUUUAAUGAUUAUAACCCGAAUAAAAUAUUGUUUAUGCCUUACACAUAA